UGCAUCCACUUCUCAACACUGAAAACAAUACGAAGCUGCCGACGUUGAUUUAUUUAUUUUUAUUAUAUAUUAUUAUAUUUUUUAAGUUUUUUAGUUUUUUUAGUUUCAUUUUGUAUGAAGCUGAUUCCAGUCCUAUCAUUACACUCCGUCAGUUCCGUUUCAUUUGUGGACCAAUGACUGCACAGAGGCUUUUCAGUUUAAUUAUAUUGGAUCAUGUGUCACACAGACUUUGUACUUUGAUUAUUACACAGAAACUCAGUCUGAAUGUGCUGUGCUGUCUGAGGGUUAGUGUUAGUACAUUUUUACUGAUCCACUGAGUAGUCAUAUUUCCGAUGACACGUGAACUACUCUUACGCUGUUAAACGGAACUGAGUUGGCUGAGACUAUGAUCUGUACCAGCGACGAUGUUCUCCUCCUGGUUUGGAUAAAGACUCACCUCCUCCAGAUCUCAGUGAGAUGGUCUCCUCAGCUCAUGAAAACAAUCAACCUUCCUUUCAAAAUGACUUCCAGAGGAAAACCUUUGACAGCUGCAUCUCUGUUGAUACUUUUGAUGAAAGUCUUCAGUGGAAGCAGUCUGACCUGUCAUCCAGCAGAGUAUCAGACAGGGAAUGAAUGCUGUCCCAUGUGUCCACCUGGAAGUCGUGUUAAAACAGAUUGCACAGAGUUCAGAAGUACGUCCUGUCUGCCUUGCUUAGAGGGAACCUACAUGAAUCAACCUACUGGACUUAAAAACUGUUUUCCCUGCACAAACUGUAACACAGGCUCUGGUCUGAAGAUAAAGACUUCAUGUACAUCAACAUCAGAUACAGUUUGUGAACCACUGGAAGGAUUCUACUGUAUGGACGUCAAAGACAAAGGCUGUGAGGCAGCACAGAGACACAGACACUGUGAACCAGGACAAUACAUCAGUAAAAAAGGAACAGCCUCCACAGACACUGAGUGCUCUGACUGCCCUGAUGGAACAUUUUCAGAUGGGACAUUUACAUCUUGUCAGCUACACACACAGUAA
Molecule: messenger RNA, 1009 nt
Organism: Lates calcarifer (barramundi perch)
Lineage: Eukaryota; Metazoa; Chordata; Actinopteri; Centropomidae
Product: tumor necrosis factor receptor superfamily member 14
Exons: 6
Coding region: 386-1009 (207 amino acids)
Biological process (GO): defense response to Gram-positive bacterium; positive regulation of peptidyl-tyrosine phosphorylation; positive regulation of cytokine production involved in immune response
Cellular component (GO): membrane; external side of plasma membrane
Molecular function (GO): transmembrane signaling receptor activity; protein binding
Source: RefSeq, a predicted model, not a curated record